AUGAAAGACAGAAGCCAUCCAGAUACGACCGGCGCAACGACCUGCCCGGAUCAGGCCAAAAGCAGUGUUGCAGCUAUCAUCAUUGCGACGGACCAUGGGGAGCGCAUGUGUUCCGCCAAACCCAAAGUUUUGCACGAAUGUGCGGGUCUACCUCUCAUUGCCCAUGCAGUACGCUUGGCUGUACAUGUCGGCGCCAGUCACCUAGUGUUUAUCGUCAGCCCUUUGACGCUGGCACCUAUCCGUGCCGCUAUGCAAGUAAUUUUCCCCGAAGUGCCGGUCAUCUAUGCUGUGCAAGAGGAACAACAAGGCGCAUGGGAUGCUGCCCGCGUGGGGCUGCCCGCCGUACCGCAGCAAGUGCAACAAGUGGUGAUAUUACACGGCGAUAUGCCGCUACUACAGCAGAGUGACCUAGCCGUCUUGAAAGAAGCUGCAACUUAUGCGCCUCUAGCGUUGCUGACCGCGCGCCUGGAUGGAUCCACUGGUUUCGAUCGCAUUGUGCGAGACGAGCGCGGCCAGGUGCAGCACAUCGCUGGACAGCAUGUCGCGACGAACGAGCAGCUGAGUGUUAAAGAGGUGGAAACGGCGGUAUAUUGGGCGGAAGUCAACUUCCUCCACCAAGCGUUUACCGACAUCGAUGACGACGUUUCAAAGUCGAAACCCGCUCUGAUCAAUAUCGUUGAGCUUGCUCGGACAACGGGUACCGUGCAGUCGGUACAGGUAGCCGAAGUGCAAAAUUUAAGGACGAUCAACGACCGGGUCGACCUCGGCGAGGUAGAGGGCAUCAUGCGUGACCGGCUCGUCCGCAAGCAUCAAGCUGCGGGCGUUACAUUCCUUGACCCGAAACGCGUCUACAUCGGCAUGGACGUCACUUUAGCUGAGGAUGUGACCGUUGGUCUUGGCGUUGCGUUACACGGCAUAACCACCGUAUGUCGCAAUGUCACUAUUCUCGGGCCUACAGUCAUCAUCGGUUGUCAGAUCGAGGAAAAUGUGCACGUCAGUGCGUUCUCUCACCUGCAAGACUCGCGGGUGGCGCAGCAUGCGGUCAUAGGUCCCUACGCGCGAGUGCGAGCGGAUAGCUCUGUGGGAUCCCGAGCCUUUGUAGGCAACUUUGUCGAGCUGAAGAACGCUGUGCUGGCCGAGAAUGCCAAGGUCGGCCACCUCAGCUAUGUUGGUGACGCCAACCUGGGUUGCCGAGCCAAUAUCGGUGGCGGCACCAUCACUUGCAACUACGACAGCGUGAACAAGCAUCGGACGACCAUCGGCGAGGGCGCGUUCGUAGGAUCCAAUAACACGCUGGUCGCACCACUAGCAUUGGGCGACAGAUGUUUCACAGCCGCGGGUAGCACUAUUACCGAAGAUGUGCCUUCGGAAGCUCUUGCCUUUGGUCGAGCCCGUCAGUCGACCGUCGAAGGUCGUGGUAAGGUCCUGCGCGAGCGCCUCGCUCAUGAACAGGCAGGCGGACGGGUCAAGUAG
Filobasidium floriforme is the source of this 1473-nucleotide messenger RNA. RefSeq names its product trimeric LpxA-like protein. The transcript has a single exon. The coding region runs from base 1 to 1473 and encodes 490 amino acids. Gene Ontology annotation, molecular function: magnesium ion binding; glucosamine-1-phosphate N-acetyltransferase activity; UDP-N-acetylglucosamine diphosphorylase activity. Gene Ontology annotation, cellular component: cytoplasm. Gene Ontology annotation, biological process: peptidoglycan biosynthetic process; UDP-N-acetylglucosamine biosynthetic process; cell morphogenesis. NCBI's taxonomy places the organism in Eukaryota, Fungi, Basidiomycota, Tremellomycetes, Filobasidiales, Filobasidiaceae. The record is from RefSeq and is a predicted model, not a curated record.